AUUUUUGGAUUGAAAUGAUUAAGAAAAAUACUACUAAUAAUCAAGAAGUCGUUUUCGAAUGUGAGAAUAAUAAUGGGGUUUUGUAUCAGUUUUUGCCUUUGCUUUUGAUAUCAAAACAGAGUUUUUUUCGUGAUUCGUGAUUGUUUUUUGCAAUUUUAUCUUUUACUUUCGAUAUAGUUUAGUUUUCAUGUCGCGACACGCUUUAGAUUGGUCCAUCAUCACUCAAAACCCUAAAAAUAGAAACCAAACUCUUUUCCUUUUUCUUAACACGUGACUGUCAAGAUUCCAUUUUCUUGUUAAAUUGUAUUCAUUUCUUUUCCUUUUUCAGUGAUUCGAAUUGUUUUCUUAUUUUAUAUAUUUUCGGUUCUAAUUGGUGUUAAACACGGGGAAUCAGAACAUAUUAUUUGAUUCUUUUAGUCUCAAUAUAAUCUGAUUUUCAAAAAUGUCAUAAAUUUCGGCUCCUGCAAAAAAUGUAAUUAUUCUUCCAACUUUUGUUAGUUGAGGGAUGGGUUUAGGAUCUUUUGCUGCACACAAAAGUAUUAAGUUAUUCUUUAACCAAAAAAAAAAAAACUAUUUAAAGUAGAAUAAAGAACCAUUUGUCUCUAUUAUGAUCGUCUUUAGAAUAUAUUAUUACUUGGAAAAAAUGUGUUUAUACAGUUUUCAGGUGUUUAGAUUUGCACAAUUAAUUUUUAAAAUAGUUUUUUUAAUUGGGGUCCUAUAUAUCCUCUGAUCCCCAAGCUCUCUUUCUUCUCUAAUUAUAACAUCUUUUUUUAAUAAAGAAAAGUGUAACAUGUAGUUUUAUUAUCUCUUUCAACACUUUUGUCUUUAUCAAGAUCACUCCACUAAUCUAAAACCUCCCCAGCUUAUAUUUCUAUUCGCUCUACGAAUAGGUGAAACUAAUAUCCGACCAUUGUGUAAUGUUUUUUUUUAAGAAUUAUGUUAGCUGUUUUUUUUUUUAGUGGGUUUAGUUCUUGAAAUAUUUAGCAUUGGUUUCUUUAUGAGUUAAACUACCAACCAAUCCAACUUUAUCAAUCAAGUUACAUUUUUUAUAUAUAUAACAUGAGUAGUUGUUUCCUGACUAGAGAUAUGUCAACAACUUUGUCCUUUUGUGUUUGUGUUUUGCGUUAUAAGAAAACGACAAUUGAAAUCCAAAUACCCUUCCUUUUCUAUGUUUCUUCUAACUUCUAACUAAUGUUUACAUGUGUACUAUGAUUACAUAAGCUUUAUGUCGGAUUGUCUGAAAAGGCAGAGAACAACAACACAAAAAAAAGAGACCAAAGAUGUUUUCUUGCAUAACUUGUACCAAAGCAGACGGAGGUGAAGAAGUCGAAAAUGGAGCGCGUGGAGGCACCACUCCCAAUACUAAAGAAGCCGUCAAAAGCCUAACCAUUCAGAUUAAAGAUAUGGCUUUGAAAUUCUCUGGUGCUUAUAAACAAUGCAAGCCAUGCACUGGUUCUUCUAGUAGUCCCUUGAAGAAAGGACAUAGACCGUUCCCGGAUUAUGACAAUGCUUCUGAAGGUGUUCCAUACCCUUACAUGGGUGGAAGUGCGGGUUCAACUCCUGCUUGGGACUUCACAAACUCCUCUCACCAUCCAGCUGGACGGUUAGAAUCAAAGUUCACCUCAAUAUAUGGAAAUGAUCGAGAAUCUAUCUCUGCACAGUCUUGUGAUGUGGUACUGGAUGAUGAAGUGCCAAAAGAGUGGAUGGCUCAAGUAGAACCCGGUGUUCAUAUCACAUUCGCUUCGCUUCCCACUGGAGGAAAUGAUCUCAAACGGAUCCGUUUCAGCCGGGAGAUGUUUGAUAAGUGGCAAGCUCAACGAUGGUGGGGUGAGAACUAUGACAAGAUCGUUGAGCUUUACAAUGUACAGAGAUUUAACCGCCAAGCCCUUCAAACACCUGCACGAUCCGAAGAUCAGUCACAGAGAGAUUCAACGUACUCAAAGAUGGAUUCAGCGAGAGAAAGCAAAGACUGGACUCCAAGACACAACAACUUCAGAACUCCAGGAAGUGUCCCGCAUCACUUUUAUGGCGGCUCUAGCAACUAUGGACCAGGAAGUUAUCAUGGAGGACCACCAAUGGAUGCGGCAAGAACCACCACUUCUUCCAGAGAUGAUCCACCCUCCAUGAGCAAUGCUAGUGAAAUGCAAGCUGAGUGGAUCGAAGAGGACGAGCCCGGGGUUUACAUUACCAUCAGACAAUUAGCUGAUGGGACUAGAGAGCUACGGCGAGUCAGAUUCAGCCGGGAAAAAUUUGGGGAAGUGCAUGCAAAGACAUGGUGGGAGCAGAACAGAGAGAGAAUACAAACACAGUACCUCUAAAAGAAAAUGAAACAUUAUGAGUUUGAUCUCUACCAAAUCUUUAAUUAAUUAAUUAAUCUCAUUCACAUAACAACACAACUAUACACACUUUGCUUAUGUUUUGUUCAUCUUAGCUUAACAUCUAUACAUAAAUCAAGUGUUUUGAAA
Molecule: messenger RNA, 2465 nt
Organism: Arabidopsis lyrata subsp. lyrata
Lineage: Eukaryota; Viridiplantae; Streptophyta; Magnoliopsida; Brassicales; Brassicaceae
Product: protein BREVIS RADIX
Exons: 6
Coding region: 1281-2318 (345 amino acids)
Source: RefSeq, a predicted model, not a curated record